AUGUUUUGCACUUCUCAUCCUCAAUAACCAAUAUCUUUAGUAUGUGUGGCUGAACACAAGUGUAAAUGUUAAAGAAAGAUGUGUGUUGAAUGUCUAAAUGAACACGGAGUAGAGAUUAAACAAGCAGUUCCGAUUAAUAAAUUUCAUGAAACGCUUCUAAAGAAAUUGAAAGAAAACCAGUUGGAGGAUACAUCAGAAUUAAUUAAUAAGAAAAUAGGCUUCAAAUAAUUGCUAUCUGAAACUGAAGCUAUUAUGAAGAAGUUAUGGGAAGAUUUAGCAUCUUCAAUUAAAUUGAUCUAUGAGAUGAUUGAGUAAGAAAAUAAUUCCUACAUUAAUCUCAUCAUAAAUAAUGAUAAUUUAGCAGAAUCUUCUUUUAUUGAUUUGGAAAAAUUAGUUUAAAUACAGAAUGGGAGAAUUUUAGACGAUUGGAAUUAUAAAAAAAAUUCUUAUGUGUUGGAAUUGGAUAAGGCUAAGUAGUGGCUUGAAAUAGAAGUGAAAAAUUUCAACUAAAAAUUUAAACAACAAAUUAAUGAGAUUUUAUAGAUGUUUCGGUAUAAUUUAACAACAUUUUCAAAUAGGAUUGAAACGAAAAAGCAAUGGAUAUGGAAAGAAGGUACCCAACAACUAAGAGGAUUCUUUUGGAAUUAUACUUUUAGCAAACUUUUGAAGCAAACAACAACACUCCAAAUAAACUUUACAUUGGACAAAGAAAUUUAAUAUUUCAGAGAUGGAUCUAUGCUAAGAAUGUAAGAGUUCAUUAAGAUUAACUUAGAGAUAAAAAAAUAGACACUACAUAGAAGCCAGAAAUUUUAACUAAUUUAGAAUAAAUCGAAAAUUUACAAUGGUUUGGACAAUAUGGAGAUAAUAAUAAGUAAAUAGGCAAAUGGAUCGCAAUAUGGAGGGGUGAAAAAAUAUAGGAUGUUGGUGGAGAGUACUCGAAUGAUUGAAAAAAAUAAGGUCUUUGGAUAGAUUUGGCAAAAAAUUAUCAGAAGUUAGUUAAUAUUUGUUAACUAAUAGAUAAGCAUAAGUGCUUGAAAAAGGCUAGUAUUAGGGUGGCCAAAGAAUUGGUGUUUGGAAGUUACUUUUCGAAUAUAACGAGAUAUAUCUAUUAUAUUAUAAAAUAACUAAGAGGUGGUGGGGUCUAUGAAAAUGGAAAGAAAAAUAAAAAAUGGUAAGAAUUGAGUGAAAGCUUUGAUAAAAAUUGUUAAGUAACUUACAAAGGUUAAUAUAAAAAUGGUAAGAAAGUUGGUAGAUGGGAUAUUUAGUAUAGGCCUGAUGUAGAUAAACCAUUUAGUACAAUGUAAUAUAUAUUGUAUAAAAGUUUCUAUUAGUGGUGGUGGUUAAUAUGAUGAAGCAGGUGAUGGAAUUAAGUUCGGUAAUUGGGUGGAAAUAUCAGAUAAUUAUUAUGAUGACUCUUAAGUUAUUUACAAAGGUUAAUAUAAUAAUGGUAAGAAAGUUGGUAUAUGGGAUAUUUAGUAUAGGUAUGAUGUAGAUAAACCAUUUAUUACAAUGUAAUAUAUAUUGUAUAAAAGUUUUUAUCAGUGGUGGUGGUUAAUAUGAUGAAGCAGGUGAUCAACUUAAGUUAGGUAAUUGGGUGGAUAUAUCAGAUAAUUUUAAUUAUGACUCUUAAGUAACUUACAAAGGUUAAUAUAAAAAUGGUAAGAAAGUUGGUAGAUGGGAUAUUUAGUAUAGGUAUGAUUUAGAUAAACCAUUUAUUACAAUGUAAUAUAUAUUGUAUAAAAGUUUUUAUCAGUGGUGGUGGUUAAUAUGAUGAAGCAGGUGAUCAACUUAAGUUAGGUAAUUGGGUGGAUAUAUCAGAUAAUUUUAAUUAUGACUCUUAAGUAACUUACAAAGGUUAAUAUCAGAAUGGUAAGAAAGUUGGUAGCUGGUUUAAAAUGACUAAAGAAUAUUUUAAUAAUUAAAUAACGCAAGAAAAAAUUCUCUAUGAUUAUUGA
Paramecium pentaurelia is the source of this 1955-nucleotide messenger RNA. The record is from the annotation of a GenBank genome assembly. Lineage: Eukaryota; Ciliophora; Oligohymenophorea; Peniculida; Parameciidae.